AUGUCGGUUGAUGUGACAUCUAUACCACCUGCACCACCACCACCUGUACCACCACCACCACCACUACCACUACCUGUACCACCACCGUUAUCAUUACAUCAACCAACAUUGACUGUUGUAUGCUCUGUAGAAAAGGAUCGUUUACCAAAAUUGAAAAAAUUGGUGAAAACUGAUUUACACACAUAUCAAUUAUAUAAAGUUAUCGGUGAAAGUAGUAGCUAUGGUAUCGUUUAUGAAAGUGAAACUGAAGAUGGAUGGAUUAGUUAA
Messenger RNA from Brugia pahangi, 267 nucleotides. NCBI's taxonomy places the organism in Eukaryota, Metazoa, Nematoda, Chromadorea, Rhabditida, Onchocercidae. The record is from the annotation of a GenBank genome assembly.